Molecule: messenger RNA, 786 nt
Organism: Ilex paraguariensis (yerba mate)
Lineage: Eukaryota; Viridiplantae; Streptophyta; Magnoliopsida; Aquifoliales; Aquifoliaceae
Source: the annotation of a GenBank genome assembly
AGAGAGAGAGAGAGAGAAAUGAAAAGGGAAGAAAAAAGUGGGGAAGGGCCAGCAGAAAAGCAAGAAUAUUUGGGGGAAAAGUUGAAGAGAGUGGGGAAAAGAGGGGGACAAACCACUCCAACACUACCCCCGUGGAGACUACAACUACUAGCGGCUCAUGGUGUGCAAGAUAACAUCAUUGAUGUCUCUCCUUUACAAUUGCCCACUGUUUCUGCUAGAAAACUUGCUGCAACCCUUUGGGAACUUCAUCACUACAAGCUACCACUUUCUAAAAUGCACCAGGGUGUCACCGGUCCGCCUCCCAGAAUCCGCCGCCUUCACCACCACCACCACCAUCUCUACAAGGACAAGGGUCUUGAACUCCCCGAUCCUUCGCCUAAUUCCCCUGACCUGCCUGGAAGUGCAAGCAGUUUGAGGAGGCAUGUUGCUGCAUCAUUGAUGCAACAUCAUCAAUUGAUUGAAAGAAACAGUCAUGCUAUACAACCAGUAUCUCCUGCAAGCUAUGGGAGUUCCAUGGAGGUAGCACGUUAUCACCCUGCUGUUACACCUACCAGUUCUAUAGACUUCAAGGAAAAGAUUGGUGAGACGAGUUAUAGCCUCAAAACAUCUUCAGAACUGCUAAAAGUAUUGAAUCGAAUCUGGAGCCUGGAAGAGCAGCAUGCAUCCAAUAUUUCACUGGUGAAAGCAUUGAAAAAGGAGCUAGACCAUGCACGUGCCAGGAUCAAAGAGUUGGUUCAAGAUCAGCGAGCUGAUCGAUGUGAGAUAGAUGAAUUGAUGAAGCAGAUU